Messenger RNA from Aphanomyces astaci, 372 nucleotides. RefSeq lists its product as hypothetical. The record is from RefSeq and is a predicted model, not a curated record. The coding region runs from base 1 to 372 and encodes 123 amino acids. The transcript is spliced from 2 exons. Lineage: Eukaryota; Oomycota; Saprolegniomycetes; Saprolegniales; Verrucalvaceae.
AUGUAUCGUCGGGGGAACACCUUGGUUGCGCAAGAGGACUUGUUGGUGUGCGAAGAUACACCUUGGACCAAAGAGACACCUUGGACUGAAGAAGUGUCGACUAGUCAUCCGCGUCACCACGACUCGUUGUACGACCCCAGCGAUGGCCAGGACGUUCAGCGCAAGGAAAACAACAAGGGACGGCGUUUUUGUUUCAUUGUCAGCAUCAUUGACUCGCCCGCGAUGAAUUGUCGUGUGCUGGCCCUUGACAUCUUUCGAGGCGGGAAUUCUCAGGCCAAGGAACUCAAGGACUACCACGUUAUGUUCAACUACGAGUAUUUUAUCAAGUUGUUUGAAUCGCUGCUGAACGAGUUGGCCGCGUUGGGAAUCUAG